Mobula hypostoma (lesser devil ray) is the source of this 5342-nucleotide messenger RNA. RefSeq names its product phosphatidylinositol glycan anchor biosynthesis, class O (gene pigo). Lineage: Eukaryota; Metazoa; Chordata; Chondrichthyes; Myliobatiformes; Myliobatidae. Bases 820 to 4092 code for a protein of 1090 amino acids. Gene Ontology annotation, biological process: GPI anchor biosynthetic process. Gene Ontology annotation, molecular function: mannose-ethanolamine phosphotransferase activity. The record is from RefSeq and is a predicted model, not a curated record. Gene Ontology annotation, cellular component: endoplasmic reticulum membrane. The transcript has 10 exons.
AUGUCACAUUUGCUGCAUAUACCCAACUUGGUUUACAGAUUAGACAAAAUCACUAAACAAAGUAUUACAUACACCCUUGGAGGUCGGGGGGCGGGGAGUGCUACCUCCCUGAAAUGGUGGUGAUACCUCCCUGAAAUGAGUUUUUGCAGGGUGGGAUGUCUGCACAAGACGCUGGAGGAACUCAGCAGGUCAGGCAGCAUCGGUGGAGGUGAAUAAACAGUCCACUUUUUCGGGCCGAGACACUUCAUAAAGGCUGUUGUCUGCAUGGUUUGUAUUUGGCGCUGUGAUGGGACGGGAAAAGAGGGGUGUUUGGCUCCGUAGGCACGAAUUCCCAUCGCCGGUGCCGGGGGUGCUGCAUCAGUGAAUUCUCUGGACUAAUUUAGGAGGUUGGAGCCCCAGGUGGCGCUGUCGCGGAAAGGGUCACCGUGGCCGGUGGAGCGGCGCUGUCGGAGGAGUCCUCGGGGGUCACCGUGGCCGGUGGAGCGGCGCUGUCGGAGGAGUCCUCGGGGGCCGCCGGCCGGUGGAGCGGCGCUGUCGGAGGAGUCCUCGGGGACCGCCUGCCGACCGGCGCCGGGAAUGCGCGAGCGGUUGCGAGGGAGCGAGCUGGUGUGUUGGGGUAAGUGACCUUGGGGAUCACAAAUCCGGUGUCAUUUACCAGGUACUUUACAAAUCCAUCAGCUCGUUUCCCUGGAGCCGGGAUUGAUCGUGAGGAGGAACUUUUGCUCACCACGCUGACGUUUGGCGUCGUGCCCGUCCCGCAGUUCGGCUCCACCGCACACCGGGACCUUGAACGGUUCCCGUAGCCUUCCAGGCGCCGUCAUGUCGAGGAUGGUGACUGUGUUGUCUCUCUGCUGGACUUGCCUGCUCUUCUGCGCCGGCCUCGGGCUCUUCCUCAGCGGCUUCAUGCUGGUUCGGCUGGAGCUCCGCGGCCGCAGCUUGUGUCAGGACGCAGAGUUCUCCGGUGCGGCGUCCUCCGCUCGGGCUUUAAACUCCUGCUGGAUGCCGAGGCGCUUUUCCAAAGCCGUCGUCCUCGUCAUAGAUGCUCUGAGGUUUGACUUUGCCAAGUACGACCCAGGAAACAAGAAUCCCAAACCGUACGAGAAUAAGCUGGAGGUGAUCCAUCAGACUGUUGCUGCUAAACCUCAGCAUGCGAGACUUUUCAAGUUCAGAGCUGAUCCGCCCACAACAACAAUGCAGAGGAUUAAAGGGAUGACCACGGGUACUUUACCUACCUUCAUAGAUGUCGGCAGCAACUUUGCAUCCCCGGCAAUCGAGGAAGAUAAUUUGAUUCAACAAUUUGUGCAAAAUGAGAAGAAAGUGAUAUUCAUGGGAGAUGACACUUGGGAAGGACUGUUUCCAAAUAAGUUUUACAGAUCAUUCCCCUUUGCUUCAUUUAAUGUGAGAGACCUUCAUACAGUGGAUGAUGGUAUUCUUCAACAUAUUUUCACAACAGUGGAAACUGGUGAAUGGGAUGUACUCAUAGCACACUUUCUGGGAGUUGACCACUGUGGGCAUCGAUAUGGGCCUGACCACCCAAUGAUGGCCAAAAAACUCAAUCAGAUGAACCAGAUGCUGAGGUCAUUAAUUGCAAAACUUCAAAAUGAUACCUUGCUGGUGGUUAUGGGAGAUCAUGGAAUGACGGAAACAGGAGAUCAUGGAGGUGACAGUGAAGGCGAAGUUGAUGCAGCUUUGUUUGUUUAUAGUCCAUUUCCCAUGUUUGAGGAAAAUGCUGCUGAAGACCCAGAGGUUGUCUCUCAGAUAGAUCUUGUACCAACCUUGGCUCUUCUACUUGGGAUUCCUAUUCCAUACAGUAAUAUUGGCAUGGUGAUUGUGGACAUGUUUACAUCUUUGCCAAACCUGAGUGAUAAUCAUGAUCUUGAGCAAGCAAAGGCACUUCGCAUCAAUGCCAUACAGGUGAAUCGAUUUUUGGAAGCCUAUUCUCAAGUUGCCAAGGAUCUCCCCAAGGAAAAGCUGAGUUACCUGAGGGAAUUGUUUUCCACUGCAAUUUCUGAAUAUGAUGCUCUGAUUACAAGCCAACAGGUUUCUGAAAAAAAUAUUCCCAACCAAGAUCACCAUGCAAGGAUGCAAAAUCUGGUAAUAACUUUGCAGCGUUACUUGAGGGAGACCAAGGAAACAUGUCAAGAAAUAUGGGCCCGUUUCAACCCUGCACACAUGCUGUGUGGUAUUCUGCUUCUUGCAGCAUCUUGUGUACAUUGUUUUUUGGUAUCUGAAAGUGUAUCAACUUUUGAAUCAUUAUACAGAGCACUUCUUAUCUAUCCAAUUAUCUGGGGCCUGACUUCAGGGUUAAUGUUCAACAUCUGCAUACUGAUAUCUGGCAUUAGGCUGGAGCCUCUAACAGCAUGUUGUUGGGUAGCUGUUGGGUCGCAUUUGGGCUUUCAUUGGUAUUUUUGGAGAUCUAAGUACAUUGACGAUCAAGUUACAAACAAAUUAUCCCAACGCUUCAGUGCUGGCUUUAAAGGGAAGUGGCGAAGUUUGUGGAAGUUCUUUGUACCUUUGGGAAUGCUUCUGUUACGGUGUGGGGCGAUGUUUUCCAAUAGCUUUGUAGUAAAUGAAGGACAAGUGGUAUCUUUCCUUUUGAAAUCUGUUGUGACUUUUACUGUCAUAAAACUAAAGUGGGAUGGUAAAUUUAAUAAUUAUAGUUUAAAUGUGCCAGAUAUACAUAGGAAUCCUGGUUUAAUUACAUAUAAAAGAGAAACUGUUUACCUCAUUGGAUUACUGGUGACCUUUCUGCUGUGUGUUCUCUUCUCCAAUAACUUUUAUAAUUGCCGUGAAGAACUUGUGAGCUGUGUGCCCUCUUCCUUCCUCAAACCUUUGUCAAGUUUAAACAACAGGCAAGAAAGGAACCUCCAUUAUAUCUUGUCAGUGUCUUCACUUGCACUCUUGAUCUACCUCGUACGAAAAUGGUUCCUUCAUUACGGAAACCUCAACAGCUCACACUUGAUUGUGUUUUUUGUACGUUUGGGUUUCCCAUUUAUUGUAUUUUGCUUAUGCUGUUUUUGGGCUGUAAAUGCUGCGCCAGAAGAAACUUCCAUUAAACUUCAAGAUCUAAAAAAGAAGAUAAUAAUAAUUCUCCCAGGAAUUGUUGCUGGCCUAAUAAUAACAGGCUUCUUUAUUGUACUAUGGAAUCCAAUCACUGUAUUUGUGAAAGACAACAAACAGUCUGAUGAAACUCUUAUUCCUUCUGCUGAAAUGAAAUCUGAUUCCCUGCAUGUAAUCCCACUGAUAUACCGUAAGAUGCAGCAGUCAAUGAAAAUGCAUUUUAGUGAUGAUCAGAAUGAGUCUCAGGCAGUGUCAGCUUAUGGCCUUGGAACUGUGUAUUCUGCUGCACUCCUCAUUAUUAUUGUUCUCUUAACAUUUUUGCUUAUUCUGCUGCAUAAUGAGAGAAUGUCACUGGCUUUCCUGCUGCUGUUUUUGGAAGGAUUUACUUUUCUGGAGAUACAUGGUACAGCAAGGAAUCUGUCAUUACAGUCUGAUAACACAGGCUAUUUUACAGUCCCAUGGUCUGCAGUUACAGCCUGGGUCUUCACAGCUACACAGUUCUUUUAUGCUACUGGGCAUCAGCCAACUUUCCCGACUAUCCAGUGGAAUGCAGCCUUUGUCGGGUUCACUGAGGGGCAUAGCUCCAAUGUGCUGCCAGCAAUGUUGGUUGGGAUGAAUACCUUUGCUUCUCAUAUUCUUUUUGCAGUGGGAUGUCCUUUGUUACUGCUUUGGCCAUUUAUCCGUGAAGUGAAAAACGCUAAAAGCAAGAUUGCCAGAAAGGAAUCUGGAGAGGAGGAGCUGAUGAUGGAGAUGAGAUUGCGAGAAAAUCCUCAGAUGUUUUCUAUUGCCAUGCUGCAACUGGGAAUGAGAUACUUGUUUGCCUACGGUGUGCAGCUCCUUGCUUCUGUGUGUGCAGCAGCCAUAUUAAGGAGACAUUUAAUGGUUUGGAAGAUCUUUGCACCAAAGUUUCUUUUUGAAGCUUUGGGCUUUAUUGUUACAAAUAUCUACCUUGUUAUCACCUUUUGUUUUGUGAUGCGUGUGGAUGUUGGUGUCAAUACAUGGUUUAAAGAAUUACUGAAGCAGUCAAGGUAGUUAAUUAAUACCUUUACAAAUGAAGUCCAGUGAAGAUUGCUAUGGAGUGUUACAAUUGUCAACCUCACUGAAUACCAAAAGAAAACCAACCAUGACAUUGUAAUUAUCUCUGAACAUUUACCAUUGGGGGAAAAAAAGCACAAUUUACCUUCUUGCCUUCUGAAGCCAACAAAUGAAUGCUGAAUUUUUAUUGUAUGCACGAUUGAAGAGAUUUGAGCCACUGAAGGAAAAGUAAAACUGUUUUCUGUUUCUUGAUGUUGACAAAUACUUGAAAGAGUUUAUUUGUAAAUAAAGGUGUACUUUUAGCAGUUGUAUGGCUUGUGGUAAGUAGAUAUGAUGGCCUAACUUAAAAAUUCUUUUAUUUUAGUGAAUGACAUCAAGCAUAGAAAACCUAGGUGUCUGUUUUUAAUUUAACUCCAAAGUGUGUUUUGUAAUGUGGCAAAUUGCUACUGACUGCAAAUGUAAUUACAAAACAAAAACAGGUAUGUAAAAUUUUUCAUGUCAAGUACCAAACUUUGUUUAUGAUAGCUCUGAAAGUAGACAUAUUGCAAGGAUUGCUCGAAUAUAAAUUUACAUGCACACAUGUUGUGCGAUUCCUUGAAAAGUAUGUCACAAAGCAGUUCUAUUAGUUCAGCUAAAUUACUUGAGAGGUACACAUUUGGAGAUACUUUACAAUUUCCUGUUCCUUUAAAUAUUUGCUAUAAUAUAAGCAGAAUAUUCAUCCUAGAAUGCCGAACUCAUUUAGGUUAAGCAUUUUGAUUUUGCAGUUCUCCAAUUUCAAAAGUUUAAUUAUCUACUCCACCGUUUUCAUGCUUCAGCAGCAUACACAUUUCCAAUUCUGAGGAAAGGUUGUUGAACUGAAACACUCUGCUUUCUCUUUCCACCGAUGUUGCUUGAUCUUCCAAUAUCUGUUUUUGUUUCAGAAUCUUGCAUCUGCAGUUUUACUUGUUUUAAGCUAAAUAUUGCUUUGAUGCUCAUCCUGUGUUCAGUAAGUUUUGUAAAUGUAAUCAUAAUUAAUAUUUUUAAUUAAAAAGGCUUCUAUGAAAAGAGCUGUUUUAUAUUAUUGAUAUAUUGCAGCAGUGCUGAUUAAAUUAUUUCUUCCCUAAAAUCUAUAAAACUUGACUAAAGGUAAUUGUUUGUUCAUUUAGUGUUGUUGCAGUGUUUGUUUGUCUUGUAAGUUAAAUAUCAAUUGACUUCUCAUGAAAUUUCGUAGUAUUUGUUAAACAAAUUGAAAAAUGUUGAAUAAAGAG